AUGUUUCCACCUGACGGGGCAGACCCGUUCUUUCCGUCCUUUCUCCCGUCUGCCGUCUCGGCCGGCGUCGCCCAGUUCGAUCUGUCUCCUUUCGGCGCCCCUCCUCCCCCUGAGACACACGGCAGUGCUCUCUCUUUUUCGUACGCUUCUAACUCUUCUAGCGCUUCUGUUCGUCUCCCUGCCUCAUCGUCUUCGCCGCUCUCGGGCACUCGCCCCGUCCAUACCUACACGGGUUGUGUCCCGUUGGGAAACCUCCGCGUGGUGAACUGCCGCCACGGGGAGCCUGAAGCGCUGCAAAAAGAACCUCAAGAAAGUGGCUCUGCUAACGUCGCCCCUUCCCCCUCCUCCUCUUCUCCCCCUUCCUCCUCUUCUCCCCCUUACUCCUCUUCUCCCCCUCCCUCCUCUUCUCCCCCUUCUUCCUCGCUUCCUUGGAGCUUCUCCGAGUUCUUCCGCGGCGGUCGCUCGCGGCGCAUCUUGCCGUGCACGCUGACCGACAGAGACGCGACUCUGAACGCAGUUGUGAGUUCCGGAGGCGGCCUCGCUCUGACGCAGUUCGAUCUGCAGCUACGUCACCUUGUCACUGGAGAGCGCCCGCCCGCGCCAUGGCUCGACUACUGCAUGCGCCGGGGCAGGAAAACUGCCGAGAGUUCGAGGAAAGAGGAGACGCCAGGCGCGAAGGAGACGGGACAAGACGGAGAAGAGGGCGCGGAGUCGAGAGAAGGAGAUGACUUCGUCAGGAACUUUCUCGCCGUCGACGCAGAGCCCCGCGACUUGCCGUCUUGUCCCGUGCUUUCGGCAGCUCAGGUCGCCGGCCUGUCCCUUUUGUUGGCGGGGGCGAGGGCGACGGUCGGGGUUUGCGAAGGCGGUCGCUUCUCGUGGGAAGUAAAGAUUCUGGCCUUGGAACGCGAGACGCAACCCCUCGCGUUUCCGCCGUGUGAGGACGGGAAGGAAGGCGUCGACGACGCGCGAGAGGCGCAAGCCGCCGAUCGCCGCGGCGCUUCUCAGCCCGAAGAACUCGCGACUGGAGUCACAGGUCCCGACGACUCGCGGGCCGACGGAGAAGACGAAGGGAAAAUCUGUCAACCGCCGGCCGGCGACACAUCCUCUUCCUUCACUUUUUCCUCUUCCUCCUCUUCAUCGUGCGCCUCCUCGUCUUUGGUCAACGCAGGAAACGGAGGCGCGAGCUUUUCGGGUUUCCUAAAGAAGAGUGCGGCCGCUGUGUCUCCGCUGUCGCUGCGUUCGGGGCUUGUCCGCGUGGGCGUAUGCACGGCAGGCGACAGUCUCUUCCUCGGAGACAGCGCCACGAGUCUCGGCAUCGACUCCGAAGGUGGAUGCUUCGCUGCGGGCCGACUCGUGUGUCUGCAGAGAGAGAAGAGAGACGCGAGCUCUUCCCUCUCGUCCCUCGCCGCGUCCUCGAACUCGCAGAUCCACCCGGCGAGCGUUUCGACGGCCAGCGACUUCGCCUCUGGGGGCGUGCACAGUCAGCGAGAAGGCCCCGCCAGCGUAUCGCCCUCCGAGGCGAUCUGCCCGGUCCCAGACGGCGAACUCCCGAGCGAGGAGCGCGCGUGGGAAUUCCAAGAAGGAGACGUCAUCACGGUCGUGCUCAACAUGCGGAAGGAAAUCUCCGAAAACGGGCGAUGUGCAGUCUGUGGCGGAGAGAUCCCAAAGGAGACCGAGACGGGAGAGAAAGGGAAGACAGAGGAGGCUGGGGGGGGUUCGGUUUCCCUUCCGUCUGUGUGGGACGAUGAAGAGAACACAGGGAAGCGAGAAGAGGGAAGGCGAAAGAGAAGAAGGCGACGGUGCGCUGUCGGGCCUGGCGCGCAGCCGGCCGUAGAGACAGGGAGAGCCUGCGAAGGAGUCCGAGAAAAAGGUCGAGGACUCGAGGGGCGGUCGGGGUCGCCCAAGCAAGGCGAAAGUUCGCCAGAGUGCUCGUGCUGGUCAGUCUCAUUCUUCCUGAAUGGUGCGCGGCUCCUCGGCGCCGUCAAGCUCCCCAACGCAUGCAAGGGUCAAGUCCUCUACCCCUGUUUCAACGUCAGGGGAGCGGCGACUGUUCUGGUCAAUUUCGGGUCCAGGCCGCCCUUCUGCGCCCUGCCGUUUUGGUGCCCGAUGCUGCAAGACCACUGUCUCUCUUCUCCGCCGCACGUUUUUCCCUCCCCUUCUCAAGUCGCCUUUUCCCCGGCGGAGGAUCCUGCCGCCUCGCCUCUCUCCGCAGAAGCGACGCUCUGCGUGGGGCUUCCAGGCUGCGGACUCUUCGACUUCCUCGACUGCUGGAAGCGCGAGAGAGAGAAGAGCCGGGGGCGGCCCAUCACGGAGAUCUCCUCCCGCGCAGUCGCCCUCUGGAUCCGCCUCUCGCUCUUUGCCGUGGCGAGCCUCGGAAACGCGCGAGACACACAAACGCUCUUCGACGCAGAAAACACCGACUCCGAGCCUUUUCCUGCGUCGCCUGCAGACUGGACGGCUUCGGGCUUCGCAGCGGACGUCAUCCGAGCCGUGAGCGUAGAGUCCGGGACGUCUCCGACCGCGGUCGGAGGCGAGAGACACGUCGGGCGCGGAGACGCCCCCUGGAGCUGGCGAGGCGGUCCGGAGGGAGACAGCGUCGCGGAUCCCCUCGCCUUGCAGACGGGCGUUGCCGCUCUCGACGAUCUGUCGCGCGUGAAAUCGGCUCUUUUGCUGCUGGCGGCUUCGUCGCGCCGUGGAGAUCUGCUUGUUGCCGACGUGGUAGGAAGCCUGCAGCAGAGUCGGCGUCGAGAGUUCGCGGCGCUCUUUUCCGAGCCCGUGUUCUCUCGCCGGUGUCUCCUCGUCGUGGGACCGCCCCCGCUGGCCUUCGCUGCGAGGCUCCAGGCGAAGCUGCACAGAGAGCAGCCGCGACUGCGCAGUCUGAUUCGUCAGCUGCGAAGAAGACGCGCGGAGGCAGAAGAGGCAGGCGACGUCAGUCUUUGCGGCGGCCUCGACGAGGAUUUGGUGAUUUUGGAACAAGAGAUACGCGACGCGCGCGUGCAGCCGUGUUCGCCCACGUUCGCCCCCACGAAGGCGUGGACCAAUGGGGUUGUGGACGAUGUGCCUUUGUGGAGCCUCAGUUCUCAGCUCGAGGAAUUCUCACUGCCAUCUGCCGACGAAGGCUUUGAGACGGAAGUGGCGUGGCGAGAAAGCGUCGAAGAGGCCGAGAAGAAUUUCCAACUUUGGCGGGUGCACGUGGCUGCGAGGCGUCUCCAGGAUCAGCUGAAACCGCCUCUGUGGUUCAAGCCGCAGCUGGCGGUCUGGGCCGAGAAGCGCCUCGCCCUGCAGGAGUAUCAGCGCGCAGUCUCUGCACGCUACGCGCGCGCCCUCGUCCACCUGGACGGAGGCUCGACGGUGUUGUCGGCGGACUUCGACUUCGGAUUCGCCGAUCUGACGCAAGUGAUGAGAGACGGAGGCGACGCGAGCAACAGCUGCGUCACCAAACUGAUGCAGGCGCUGAAAUCCGUCGAAGAGCAUGCAGCAAGCUCGCUGGCGCUCUCGCCGGAGGCAGCCGCCGCCUCGCAUGUUUCUCCCCAGCCUCUUUCGCCCACUCGAGUGUCGGGUUCUUCGUAUGCGGAAAGGCUCGAGUUCGUGACGAAGAAGGCCGAGGAAGAGAUCGCGUCUUAUUCCACAAACGUGGACUUCCGAUUCCCCGCCCAUCUUUCGGAGGGGCCGUGGAUCCCAGUUCUUCCCCUCUUCCCAGCAGGGUCCGAUCCGGCGUCUUCCUAUCCCUCCUCCUCUUCUUUUCCGUCUUCCUUUUCUCCUUCCUUCUUUGCCGUUUCUUCGCCUGGUGUCCGGGGCAGUCAGGCGGACGCGGCGAAGAGCGGCGCGUCUGCGGCAGACUCCGGCGUUCCAGCGCAGAAGCUGCAGACAGCGUCUCCAGGCGAUCCUUCGUCUGUUUUUGAGGCUCGAACCGUUCCGCAAGCCGCUGCGUCGGCCUCAGACCUCGCACCGUCCUCGGCGGAAAUGGGAUCGGACGAGAGCGCGUCGCUCGCCGCCAGCGCCCUCGAAGACAUUGUCCGCGAGCACCAAGUGCGAAUGGAGCAAGUCAACAAGGCAGCUGCGCUCGCGCAUCCAGCCGGAGUUCCGUCUUCGGGCCCCGCGCUGCUGGCGGCACCUGCGGCAAACGCACCGCGCUCCGGAGACGACCUCGGCAAAAACUCGCCAGUUCCCCGGGAAGGCUGUUUUCCGCUUUUCAUUCACUUCGAGUCGGAAGACUGGAAGAUGCUCGAGGCACGCGUGGAAAUCCACAUGUUUCUCCACGCCUUUUCGCAGGUCGUAAAAGAGAAUGAAGGCCGCGUGCCGGUGGAAUGGUUCAGCGUGUACUACAACCUUUUCUUCGACCGUUCUCUCAAUGUCGAAGAUUUUCCCAGCUGCCUCAGCUUGGACGACUUCUUCGAGCAGCUGACCGACACCGUCGGCGUCGCCGACGAGCCUCCUUUCGUCUUUCCUCUCUUCCCUGCGCAUGCUCCUCUGGCAACUUUCAUUGCGUUGACCGAGAAGGCUCGCCGGCUUCGCCGGUUCAAGGUGGAGGAGAAGAAAGCACGGAAGCUUCGCUCCUGGAAGAUUGUCACGAAGUACCACCAUCUGAAGGGCGUUACGGGUUCAGGUGCGGCCGAGCCUCUGUCUCCACGUCUUUCCAGCCAGCAUGUUGACGGAAGAGGCAAACUCUCGCCCGACCACGGCGGGGCUGCGGAGCUUCGGAGGCGGGGCCGAGGGGGGACGUACGCCUCCGAAGCUGCGAGUUGGGAUGUUCCUCGCGGCGUGCAGCCCGCGGGAAAUUUCCCGUCCACGGGGAGUCGCGGAGGAGGCGGCGCCGCGUCUGCUGGCCGUAGCCGGUACCGCGGCGGAAGUCGCGAGGCGGCCAUGUAUUCCCCGUACGCGGGGGCGACUGGCCUCGCGGGGUACGAGCGGGGGAGCGGCCAGGGGAACUAUUACUAUGACCCAGCUUCCGUGCAACAGUACAUGCAGUACGUUCACGCGUACCAACAACAGUACAUGUACUAUCAGCAGAUGAUGCCCAACCAGUGA
Molecule: messenger RNA, 5028 nt
Organism: Neospora caninum
Lineage: Eukaryota; Apicomplexa; Conoidasida; Eucoccidiorida; Sarcocystidae
Exons: 14
Coding region: 1-5028 (1675 amino acids)
Source: RefSeq, a predicted model, not a curated record